Acytostelium subglobosum LB1 is the source of this 1038-nucleotide messenger RNA. RefSeq lists its product as hypothetical. The record is from RefSeq and is a predicted model, not a curated record. Bases 1 to 1038 code for a protein of 345 amino acids. NCBI's taxonomy places the organism in Eukaryota, Evosea, Eumycetozoa, Acytosteliales, Acytosteliaceae. The transcript has 2 exons.
AUGUCAUCAAUAUUAAUAUUUAUUAUUACAAUAUUAUACCUUGCUUCUGGGUUGGAAGCUCAGAAUUAUUAUCCACCCUACCCUGGUCCACCAUACUCUUAUGGAUCACAAGAUUCAGCAUCCGGAACAUUCUACUUGGCCUACCAAAAUGGAAACUGUGGCUACAAGGAUCUGUUUGGAGCUCUGGGUCCCAAGACUGAUUCUAUAGUUGCCGUCAACACCUACUUCUUCAACAACACCAAUCAAUGUGGUGUAUGUUAUAAUGCAACUAUCAAUAACAAAUCACUUGUUGUCAUUGUUACUGAUCAAUGUCCGGACUCUGGAUGGUGUAACAAGAACAGUUCACACUUUGACCUUGCCAAGCCUGCCUUUGACUAUCUACAAAAUCAAGCCACUCAAGGUGGUACGAUGAAUAACCUUGUCUUCAAGAAAGUUCCAUGUUACCAAUUCGCCUCAACCCCGAUCAACGUCUCGUUCAAAGAUGGUACAUCUCAAUAUUAUUUUGCAAUCCUCGCAUUCAAUCAUACCAUUGGAUUGGCAAAUGUUGAGAUUAAGAUUGGAGGAGGUGGAUUCACUCAAUUAAGUAGAACAUCAUAUAACUAUUGGUUACCAAUUAAUGGUGGUGGAAUUGGUGAUGACUUUGUGUUGAGAUUCACAUCCAACCUUGGUGAGGUAUUGACUACAUCAUCAUUCAGUAAAUCAUUGGUGGUGGCUGGAAAUAUUGUCAAUACUGGAGUCCAGUUCUCCAAGUUCCCUAGUGGCCUCCCACCUCCAGUGAUAACUACAACUACUACUUCAAACCCAUCAACCCCUACACCAACUUCAAAGCCAUCCACUCCUACUCCUACAUCAACUCCGACUCAAACUCCCACACAAACACCUACUCCAACCCAGACUCCAAAGCCAACUCAGACACCAACUCCAACCAAUAAUAAUCCAAGUUCAUCUAACCAGCCAUCACCGACACCCACUACCAAGCCAGUAUCUGAAUACUGUAGACAACAUUGGUUCGCUAAUCUGUUCAGUAUUUUCUGUUGA